Marchantia polymorpha subsp. ruderalis is the source of this 1709-nucleotide messenger RNA. Lineage: Eukaryota; Viridiplantae; Streptophyta; Marchantiopsida; Marchantiales; Marchantiaceae. The record is from the annotation of a GenBank genome assembly.
CACAUUUGUAACCCAACAUGAAUCAAAAUUUAUGUCAAAAGAGAAGAAUGUGAAGAAUGUUCAGCACCGAGGAUGUACUUCGGGUAUCUCUGUGUCCCAUUACUGCAUGUGAAUUUCCUCUGCAGCUGCAGGUGGUCGACUUGUUUCACUGCCAGCAGUGUACAGGAGAAAACGAAUCGAUCGAAUUUCUUUAAGUGGCGGGAGGGACUUCCAGCUCUCGGUGGCCUUUCCUUGCUCCACUCUCUGCAGUCCGGGAGGACGCUGGCAAUGAAGGAACGAACGUCGACUUGACCGGGCAUUGUGGUUCUUCAUGGGGCACUCGAACGUGUCGAAUUUCGUUCUGGCAGUGACCGUGCCUCUGCCAUCUUUGCUCUUCUACCUUUCAUUUGUGCAGAAAUGCGAUGGGGAUCGCUGGGAGAACGAGUACUGGACAUGGGUGUGUGACUGGGGACGAUUGCAUCCUUUGUACCUCGUGAAUGUGCUCUUCUUUCUCAAUGUGGACAUCCUGUUUUGGGUUGUAGGGCUCGUACAGCAGAAUGUGUGGCUAAUCGAUCCAUAUUGGACCAUCAUCCCGGUCCUGAUUGCGCAUUUCUAUUCAGCGUAUCCCGCUGCGCAGUACGACCUUCUUCGCUCGCGGGCAGCAUUGCUCCUUAUCUGGAUAUGGAGUGCUCGUCUCACUUACAAUUAUUUUCGAAGGGAGCUGUGGCAGUGGGGCAAACGAGAGGACUGGCGUUUCACAGACAUUCGUAGAAAGGAUCCCAGGAAUUGGUGGUGGAAGUCUUUUUUCGUUUGUUUCGUAUCUCAGCACACUUUCCUCGUAGGGAUCACUCUUCCGUUUUACUCGAUUUUCACCAAUGCGCGCCUUUGGAACGCGUGGGACGGACUGGCGUUCUUGGUGUGCUUGUCGGGAAUCACCAUCGCGCAUGUGGCCGAUACGCAGCUUCACAGUUUUGUCGCGAGGAACAAUAUUUUAAAAGAUUUAGGGGCUCCCACAGAACCUUUGCUGAAUCGAGGUUUGUGGCACUACUCCAGGCACCCCAACUACUUCGGCGAGCAGCUGUUUUGGUGGGGUUUGAGCCUCUUCUCAGUUAAUUUAGGGCAAUCCUGGGCUGUCGUUGGCACCGCCAUCAAUUCCGCUUGUCUCGCAUACACCACAGUGUUGGUCGAGAGGAAGAUGGUGCAAGAACCCUCCAGGGCAGAUGUGUAUCGACAAUACCAGAAAUCUACGUCAGUUUUAAUCCCUUGGUUCAAUAGGUCGACCCUUGUGAAGUCAAAAACGUCAUGAAUGUCAAUACGACCGUAUACCAUAAUUUAAUUCAAGUACGAAGCGUCAGAUAUCUUAUGCUUCUGUCAGGUGUACCAUGCCUCUAUGAAUAAAAACGAGGAGAAUGAAUUCCUCACCUGUGUCUGUAACAUGGAAGAAAACUUUACUUCCGGGACUUCUUCAGUGUUGCAAAUUGCAACACUGAAGAAGUCCCGGACUCUUCCGCGCAUUGCAACUUGCAAUGCGCGGAAGAGUCAGCAACGCACUCGGUUUCCACUUCCGCACCCCAAACCGAGCUGCUCGUUAUCCCGGCCCCAAGGAUUAUUGACACCUUUGUCCAGAGGACAAACUGUAUGUUGCUUCGUCAAGUUUCGAAGACGACCGAGUAUCCAAAAUCUUACUGGGCUCGGUGCUAGGGUUAAAGGGCGUUUUUCAACCCCUUUCC